This is a messenger RNA of Punica granatum (pomegranate), 1782 nucleotides long. The record is from RefSeq and is a predicted model, not a curated record. NCBI's taxonomy places the organism in Eukaryota, Viridiplantae, Streptophyta, Magnoliopsida, Myrtales, Lythraceae.
CAUUCCAAGCGAGGACUUCGAAACGUUGAUAUCUCUCUCUCUCUCUCUCUCUCUCAUCUCUGCCUCUCCUCUGCCCUGAUAUUUUCUGGGAACGGGGGGACCGAGAGGGACACCAAGUCAAGGCCUUUUCUUCGUUCCUCUCCGAUCAAUUUCAUACCCUCGAGAAGCUCGGAGGCGAACGAGAAGCUAGCGGAGAUGAGGGAGGUGAUUAGCAUCCACAUCGGGCAGGCCGGGAUUCAGGUCGGGAAUUCUUGCUGGGAGCUCUACUGCCUCGAGCAUGACAUCCAACCCGACGGCAGGAUGCCUAGUGACACCUCAGUUGGAGUUGCAAAUGAUGCGUUCAAUACUUUCUUUAGCGAGACUGGUUCUGGGAAGCAUGUUCCCAGGGCUAUAUUCGUAGAUCUUGAGCCCACUGUGAUUGAUGAAGUCCGGACCGGGACGUACAGACAGCUUUUCCACCCCGAGCAACUUAUCUCGGGCAAGGAAGACGCUGCCAACAACUUUGCUAGAGGACACUACACAGUGGGAAGGGAAAUUGUUGAUCUCUGCCUUGACCGAGUAAGGAAACUAGCUGACAAUUGUACCGGUUUGCAAGGGUUUCUGGUUUUUAGUGCCGUUGGUGGUGGGACCGGUUCCGGUUUAGGUUCCCUGCUACUGGAACGCUUAUCUGUAGAUUAUGGGAAGAAGUCGAAACUCGGGUUCACUAUCUAUCCUUCUCCUCAGGUUUCUACCGCCGUUGUGGAACCUUACAACAGUGUGCUUUCCACUCAUUCUCUCCUCGAGCACACUGAUGUGUCUGUUCUUCUUGAUAAUGAGGCCAUAUACGAUAUCUGCAGGCGAUCAUUAGACAUCGAGAGGCCAACUUACACCAACCUCAACCGCCUAAUAUCACAGAUCAUCUCUUCCCUGACCACCUCUCUGAGGUUUGAUGGUGCCAUCAACGUAGAUGUCACGGAGUUUCAGACCAAUCUCGUCCCAUAUCCUCGUAUCCACUUCAUGCUUUCCUCUUAUGCCCCUGUGAUCUCAGCUGCAAAGGCUUUCCAUGAGCAGCUGUCAAUUCCCGAAAUUACAAGCGCUGUGUUUGAGCCUUCGAGCAUGAUGGCCAAGUGUGACCCAAGGCAUGGGAAGUACAUGGCUUGUUGUUUGAUGUAUCGUGGAGAUGUGGUGCCAAAGGAUGUGAAUGCUGCCGUUGGAACUAUCAAGACGAAGCGUACGAUCCAAUUUGUUGAUUGGUGCCCGACUGGAUUUAAAUGCGGCAUCAACUACCAGCCCCCGACAGUGGUCCCGGGAGGAGACCUCGCGAAGGUGCAGCGUGCUGUAUGCAUGAUAAGCAACAACACAGCAGUGGCGGAAGUCUUCUCGAGGAUAGACCACAAGUUUGAUCUCAUGUACUCAAAGCGAGCUUUCGUCCACUGGUACGUGGGAGAAGGAAUGGAGGAAGGAGAGUUCUCGGAGGCCCGUGAAGAUCUCGCUGCCCUCGAAAAAGAUUACGAGGAAGUCGGGGCUGAUGGAGGUGAGGAAGAGGAAGAAGGGGAAGAGUACUGACACAUGCUGUCUCUCCCUCUCGGUGGCUGUGUUGUUGCUGUUGUUGUAUGAUGCUUUCGCUGUUCUCCUGAUUUCUGUUUUCCUUUGUGGAUGUUUCUUCUGUGCUUGACUGUGUUAUAAUCGGUAAGAAUGUUUUUGUUCAUUCCAAGUUACAACAAUUUGAUUUUAGUCUUGUCCCGAAUAUCAUUUCAUUGACUAUUCAUCUAUUAAUGCUGGUAUCGAGGGCUAUUUUAAGGA